AUGGACGCUCUUGAGUUGGAGUCGUCCAAGCAGAGCCCUGCGCUCCAGACGGCGAAAGACCUUUUCUCUGGCGCUGUUGGAGGAGUCGCACAGGUCUUGAUUGGCCAACCUUUUGACAUUGUCAAGGUCCGACUCCAAACAUCAAACCAAUACUCCUCCGCCAUCAAUGCCGCCACAACCAUCUACAAGAACGAGGGCGCCCUAGCAUUCUAUAAAGGAACACUCACGCCGCUCAUCGGUAUCGGUGCUUGUGUUUCCGUUCAAUUCGGCGCUUUCAACGCUGCCAAGCGCUGGUUCCAAGAACGCAACAAUGGCGCUGAACUUUCUUACCCCCAGUAUGGUGCCGCGGGUGCCUUUGCCGGUAUCUCCAACUCGGUCCUCUCCGGCCCCAUCGAGCACAUCCGUAUCCGUCUUCAGAGUCAACCUCACGGCGCUGGUCGCCUGUACAGCGGCCCUGCGGACUGUGUACGUAAACUCGGAGCGCAUAACGGUGUUCUGAGCGGUAUCUACCGUGGCCAAUGUGUGACUAUCUGGCGAGAGGCAUUCGCCUAUGGCUCUUGGUUCACUGCUUUUGAAUACAUGAUGAACUCCGACGCUGCCCGCAACAAGGUCGACCGCAAGGACAUCCCUGCUUGGAAGAUCGCCGUUUACGGUGGUCUUGCUGGUGAGGUUCUCUGGCUCUCCAGCUACCCCUUCGACGUGAUCAAGAGCAAGAUGCAAACCGACGGCUACGGCGCCAACCAGCGAUACAGCACCAUGAGAGAUUGCUUUUCCAAGACAUGGCGUGCUGAGGGUGCUGGUGGUUUCUUCAAGGGUAUCGGACCUACUCUGGCUCGAGCCAUGCCCGUCAGCGCAGGUACCUUUAUCGUUGUCGAGAUGACCAUGCGAGCUCUCAACAGCUAA
Molecule: messenger RNA, 903 nt
Organism: Fusarium pseudograminearum CS3096
Lineage: Eukaryota; Fungi; Ascomycota; Sordariomycetes; Hypocreales; Nectriaceae
Exons: 2
Coding region: 1-903 (300 amino acids)
Biological process (GO): mitochondrial L-ornithine transmembrane transport
Molecular function (GO): L-ornithine transmembrane transporter activity
Source: RefSeq, a predicted model, not a curated record